CAUCCGGUUUCUGAAUUUUGUGGUUCGUGGAAAAACUCAUCGCUUUUAUCACCUUUUCGUUCUAUAUUUCGACUCAAAAACAAUGCAAUGAGCGAAUCAGAAAGACCCAUCAGUCUUAUGGAAACAGAAUUUCAGCAGUUUGAUGAGAAUGGUGCAUGGCUACCCAUUUAUCACCGUUUGAGAAAUGAAGCCUCUUUGAACCACCAAUUUACAGUGAAGGUUGCUAGGAGCCCAGAGAAUCGAACGAGGAACAGGUAUCGGGAUGUGAGCCCAUAUGAUCACAGCAGAGUCAUUCUCCAAAAUGGCCAGAAUGACUAUAUCAAUGCCAACUUGGUGGAGGCCCCUGAGGCCAACAGAAAGUAUAUCUUAUCACAGGGUCCAUUACGGAACACAUCGGGUCAUUUCUGGCAGAUGGUUUGGGAACAAAACAGCAAAGCUAUCGUCAUGUUGAACAGAGUGAUCGAGAGAGACACGAUAAAAUGUGACCAGUACUGGCCAUUAGGAUCAAGUAGAGGUUAUACGGACGAAAUGAUUUUUGAAGAUACGUUUAUAAAAGUUACAUUAAAAGAUGAACAGGAUAAUUCUUAUUAUAUUAUUAGGACAUUAGAAAUAGAGUUUUUAGAGACAGAAGAAAAGAAAACUGUCCUCCAUUUUCACUAUACAACCUGGCCAGAUUUUGGCGUACCUCAGUCCCCUGCUGCAUUCCUGAAUUUUCUCAUGGCUGUGAGGAGGUCAGGGGUGCUGGACAGGGAAGUUGGGCCUGCUGUCGUACAUUGUAGCGCAGGGAUUGGUCGAUCAGGGACAUUCUGUUUAGUUGACACUUGUUUGGUCUUGAUCGAGCAGAGACGAGAUAUGACAGAUCUUGACCUUCGCGCCAUUCUCCUUGACAUGCGGAAAUAUCGCAUGGGUCUUAUUCAAACUGCUGAUCAGUUUCGAUUUUCAUACAUAGCAGUGAUCGAAGGAGGAAAGCGUAUUCUAAACAGCUCUUUAGAUUCUGGGUUCGAAGAGUUUGAUCAAGAGUCACUCUCACCAGCAAAGCCGCCUCGCACGCACACGAACCCUACGUUUGUGGAUGAUAGUGAUAGUACGGACGAUGAUGUGGAGGAGUUCAUAAUUGAUGAUAACGGAUCGGAUAGCGAAAAUGGCAGCGAUGGUGAGCCACCACCACUGCCUCCACGUAGGAACCCACCACCUGUGCCGCCCCGUCGCCAAUUUGCCAACUCGCCACUGAACGAUGAAAGUGAUAAUGUUGAUGUUAGUGCUGGUGAUCAAAACUCUGUACAACUGGAGAAGGAGCAAAAUAAUGUAUCAGAGGAACCAAAGAAAGGCGAAUUUGGUAUACGGCGUCGAAACCGUGAGGAAAGGUCAAAGACAACAGCAGCACAGAUUGCUUUGAUGAAGGAGAGGCAACGAUCAGCGGACAUGGCGGGCAAGAGACGAUGGAGGGGGCAACGACUCUAUGCGGGCAUUGGCUGUGUAUCAUUGCUGGUUUUAGGAGGCUGCUAUUGGUUGUACACAAAGUAUCUUUAUUAACUUUUCUAAUCUUGGGCAAAUAUGAGGGUAGGUUUUCCUCCAGAUAUUAUCAAUUUCAAAACUAACAGUGCCAAGUAUAUCAUUUCAUAUAAUGGAGCUAAUGUUUAAAACGAUAUAGGUCACAAAAAGGAGUGGUUUGGUUCACAAAGCUACUUUUUCUGGAACAAAUGAAGAUUCUUUUCAUUGAUGGGGUUAGCUUUGAGAUUGACAUAUUGGAGAAAAAUCACAUAUAAAACAUUUAUGACAAGAAUCUGCAUGUGUAAGGUGAACAAUUCUUUACUCUGAGCAGCAAGUUUACUGGACAUUAUCAGAUCUGUUUUAACAAUAUCAGGUCAUUUGUGUUAUUUUGAUUUUGAGAAGUCCUCUGCUGUCAAUAGAAGUUUCAAUAAGGAAGCGGUCUGACCAGGGAUGAAACCUCCUACCUCAGUGUGUGUUUCAUCAAGUUGCUGUAGCAGUGGAAGGAAUAUUACUGUUAACUGACAUAAAAUUUAAUUUUAUUGAACAUUGUUAAUGAGCUAUUAAUCAUUACGUAAUGAUUGACAGCUGUCCAUCUUUUUGGAUUGAAGUGUCGAAAUGGAGCACUUGCUCUGAUCGGAUACUGUAGCACAGGAAAACUGGCAUACAUGCUAUUUUGGCAAUCUCUCUUCAAAGCAGACUUCAUGCCAAGAUAGUUGAAUCAUGGUUUAGAAGGCCUUGCCCUAUAAUGUUAACAAAGACGUGUAACAUUUAAAAUGAGUGACGAAGACUGUGUGACCUGGUUCAUUUACAACUUUUGUCGUUGCCACUCUUUUCCGUCUUACAAUACAUAUCUGUAAUUUUGUUCAUGUUACUUUCAUGUCAUGUAAUCAGACAUUUUAUGUUCAAAAGGUAGAGUCUAUAAUAUAUAUCUCUUCUGACUUGACUUCAUCAGUAUGUACAAGUAUGAUUAGAUAUUUACCUAAUUCUUUGUUACCUCAAUAGGUCAAGGUUUCUUAUUUCCUGAUUGUAUAAAAUUAAAAGAUGUAAACUUUUGUUUUUGUUUAAAGUUCUUUUGUUCAUUAUACAACAGAUCUUUAGAGAAGUGUUACAUUAGUCAUUACAAUGUCCAUGUUUACAAGUAAGAAAUACGGUAGCUAUUGUGGAGCAGUAAUCUGGGUGAUAUUGAUAAGAGGAAAAGGAUACCUGUUAUUAAAACAAAAAUCAUGACGAGUUCGGUCAAAUUACAGGUGUGUUACUUUGUAUGUGUAACAGUCAGAAAUUUAGAUUUGUGGGGAGAUGCCUUAUUAUGGGCUGAUGACCAACCAUAUCCUUUGCUAAGGGAUGAAAUUAAGUUAAGAGUUGUCCAUUGAACGUGGCUUCAAUUACGCAAAUGGAAGGAUUUCUCACUGAAAAAAACUAGGUUGUGGUGAAACAUGUGACAUCAUCUUUUUUAUCUUCAUGCUGCCCACUUAAUAAAAAAAACCACUCUCCAUCCAGUAGCUUUGGACGGGUCAAAAGGUGGUUACUUAUUCUUUUACAACUUUGUUAUUUGAUGGGGAUUCAAUGGUCAUUAUGAGUCCAGGGCACCGUUGUUCAUAACUAGUUGGUCACAAACUUGAUGUUAACUUAACUUUGUGUUGAGUAAACUGGACUGAACUGAGGAAAUAAUGCUGAGUUAAAGUCAAUGUCAAGUUCGUGACUGAAUAUUGUUUAGAUCAAUUCGGUCAAACAAUAAGUGUACAGAUUUUUAUAUUAUUAUAUAUACUUGUAUAGCGAUCAUCACGGUUUUGUACUUCAUCAGUGGGAUCAAAAGAAAGUAUGUACUAUUGUAUUAAUGAUGAUUUUUAACUUGUAAAAAGUUUUUAAGUAGUGAUAUUAUAUGUUAUGAAUGUAGGACAUCUUCACUGUACAAAACUUCUGUGGCUCUGCACAAUAUUUUAUCAUAGGUGUCAUUGGCAGGGCUUUCAUUUAUUUUUCAACCUCUUGAAAAUUUGACUUUCAUUAUGUGUUAGGUCAGAUGUUAUACAUCAUCUCCAAUAAAAAUAAUCUACUUAUGUAAUGUUUUAGGACUAAAAGGUGAGCUUUAAGUGCAUUUUAGUCAUUGCGCAGACAAUAAUACUACUUGCAUUGUGGGUCAAUUUUCUUUUUCGAUGAAUAAACUGACAUUACAUAAAUGUUUUUUGUAUUGACAGUAUAUGACAGAGUACUGUUCAGUGAAAGCCAUACGUUAAUUCGUCUUCUAGCCUUUAUUCUAAGUCAGGUCUCUGGCCCAUAGAAUUAUAAUUGUGCGUGCACUAAAUCAGAGAUUGAAUAACGCACCAUUUCUUAGAUGACAGUUUGUGUUUUUUUUUUAUACAAAAUACUAAAGAUUGGCUAUGGUGCUCUUGUUGUACUCCAAGAAGGAGCAAUAUUGCUCUUGUUGUAUGCCGAAAGAGUCAAGGCAUCAUAUGGUGCUCUUCUUGUACACAAAGAAGGAGCUAUAUUGCUCUUGUUGUAUGCCGAAAGAGUCGAGGCAUCGUAUGGUGAUCUUCUUGUACACAAAGAAGGAGCUAUAUUGCUCUUGUUGUAUGCCGAAAGAGUCGAGGCAUCAUAUGGUGAUCUUCUUGUACACAAAGGAGGAGCUAUAUUGCUCUUGUUGUAUGCCGAAAGAGUCAAGGCAUCGUAUGGUGAUCUUCUUGUACAAAAAGAAGGAGCUAUAUUGCUCUUGUUGUAUGCCGAAAGAGUCGAGGCAUCGUAUGGUGAUCUUCUUGUACAAAAAGAAGGAGCUAUAUUGCUCUUGUUGUAUGCCGAAAGAGUCAAGGCAUCGUAUGGUGAUCUUCUUGUACAAAAAGAAGGAGCUAUAUUGCUCUUGUUGUAUGCCGAAAGAGUCGAGGCAUCAUAUGGUGCUCUUCUUGUACACAAAGAAGGAGCUAUAUUGCUCUUGUUGUAUGCCGAAAGAGUCAAGGCAUCGUAUGGUGCUCUUCUUGUACACAAAGAAGGAGCUAUAUUGCUCUUGUUGUAUGCCGAAAGAGUCAAGGCAUCAUAUGGUGCUCUUCUUGUACACAAAGAAGAACUGUGUUGUUCUAGUUGCGUGAACAUGAAAAAAGCAUCAAGAAGUACUUAAUUGAGGUUUGUUCUCAAUAAAAAAGGGGGACUUUUUGCUCUCGGUUGUAUGCGAAAGAGCUAGAAGUUUCUGUGAGGAGGAGAGUGCAGCUGAAAAUGAGUUGGGCAUCAUGUUGUAACUUGUUCCUCCUGGUGGAAGAGGUCUAUCUCUAUUAACGAUUGCUGUAUAUGUAUAUGUGUCGUCAUGGAAGUCUUUAUACACGUGUCAUUUCUGGCGGCAAACUCUGUGACGUUAACUUAAUGGUUUUCAUUGGGAACUGAAAGUGUGAAAUUGAUUGUGUCAUGAUUAAACCUUGGACCUAUGACAGUGUACCAUAUUACUGUGACACAGUCCUUUUGGGACUCUUACAAAGUAAUAUAUUACUGUGACAUGGUGCUUUUGGGACUAGGUUAUGGUACCAAAAAUUAGAUGCGACACACUCAGAUGAACUCCACAGUCUCGUAUCUCUGAUGAAAAUUGAAGAAUCUUGCACAAACUGGCAUUGAAACAUUACCUUCGCUGAAGGCUAUCUUUCUGAAGACACCAGUUUUUUAUUCAUCAUGUGUUUAUAUGUAUGACAAAGUUCAGCUCGUUUGAAACAAUGGAAGAUCAGUGGCAAAGUGGUAAGAGUUCAAAGCUAAUUAUCAGGACGUUUUGGGUUCAACUCUUUGGAGGGAUCAUUAACGUUUCAUCUCCUUGUUCUUCGGCAAGACACCUAACCCUGCAUUGCUUCUCUCUGCCCCGUAGUACGAAUAUGUAUCCAUCUGACUUGGGAGUUAACCUGCGAAGGACCAUCAUUGCAUCUAGUAAUGCUCCAAGUCGGUCAAUGCCAAAAUUUACUGUGCAGAAUCUUUCUGUCUCCUUUGUAAAUUUGCACCUUCUGGAGAAAAUAAUCAUCCACAUUUCAUGCUGUUUUGUAGUGUCAGUACAUAAUGUGUAAAAAAACCCAAUUUCCACAAGUAUAUUUGAAUAAAGUGUUUAUA
Lineus longissimus is the source of this 5556-nucleotide messenger RNA. Its product is annotated as tyrosine-protein phosphatase non-receptor type 2-like. Gene Ontology annotation, cellular component: cytoplasm; nucleus. Gene Ontology annotation, molecular function: protein kinase binding; non-membrane spanning protein tyrosine phosphatase activity. Lineage: Eukaryota; Metazoa; Nemertea; Pilidiophora; Heteronemertea; Lineidae. Gene Ontology annotation, biological process: peptidyl-tyrosine dephosphorylation; negative regulation of ERK1 and ERK2 cascade; negative regulation of receptor signaling pathway via JAK-STAT. Bases 88 to 1533 code for a protein of 481 amino acids. The transcript has 9 exons. The record is from RefSeq and is a predicted model, not a curated record.